AUGUUAAAAGACACAGAAAGAUUAAGUUCACCUGUUGACAAAAACCCUCAGAGCUUUGAACAACUUGACAUUGACCAUGACCUUGAAAACACUGUGGACAUCAAAAGUAACAAUGCUGAUGAAGGCCUUAAAAGACAAUUAAAACCUCGUCACAUGCGAAUGAUUGCCGUCGGAGGUUGCGUUGGAACAGGACUUUUCGUUGGUUCCGGGAAUGCGCUAGCAGACGGCGGGCCAGCUAGCAUCAUCAUAGCGUUCGCCAUCAUUGGACUCUACGUCUUGUUUACCACAAGUGCUCUUGCUGAACUUUCAGUUCUCUAUCCCGUCUCUGGUUCAUUUUAUACAUAUUUCUCCCGCUUCAUCGAUCCAGCAUGGGGUUUUGCGGUAGGAAUCCAGUAUUGGAUAUCCUUUGCAGUUACAGUUCCGCUUGAGCUUACAGUGGCACCCCUUAUUAUUAAUGUCUGGCAUGCCCCUGGGCGUGCUUCUGUAUGGAUUACCGUCUUUUAUGUAAUAAUCAUCGGCAUCAAUAUUUGGGGAACAGCGGGCUAUGGUGAGGUUGAAUUCAUUUUGAGUAUUGUCAAACUUAUUGCUGUUUUUGGAUUCUUAUUCCUUAGUAUCAUUAUUGCUGCUGGAGGGGUGCCGACAGAUACCAGAGGUGUGAUUGGCGUCUCCUAUUGGAAAUCGCCUUUGACGUUUAAUAACGGAAUUAAAGGCUUUUGUGCUGUUCUUGUCAUAGCAAUCUUUUCACUUUCCGGUACAGAGUUAGUAGGAUUAGCUGCUGCUGAAGCAAAAGAUCCUCAUAAGACAAUUCCAAAAGCGGUCCGUCAAAUUUUCUGGAGAAUUCUUCUUUUCUACGUGUUAGCAUUAUUUAUGCUAACAUUGGUUAUACCUUCAAAUAACCCUAACCUACGCACCACUGGAGAAUCGGAUGCUCUUUUAUCGCCGUUUGUAAUCGCCAUUCAAUUAGCAAAUAUCAAAGCACUUCCCAGUAUUAUGAAUGCAGUUAUUCUCAGUUCUACUCUUUCGGUUGGCAACUCUGCAUCAUAUGCCGCCUCAAGAGCACUUUUCGCUUUAGCCAAAAAUGGUUUCGCACCAAAGUUCCUUAUGAAAACAACCAAAAGAGGGCAUCCAAUUUAUGCGAUAAUAAUUACUUUAUUACUCGGAAGCAUUGCGUAUUUUACAGAGGCAGGAGUGGGAGGUGCUCUCUUCGGGUGGCUUUUGUCUAUUUGUGGACUCUCGACUACCUUCAUUUGGGGAAGCAUUUGUCUUAGUCACAUUCAAUUCCGAAGAGCAUGGAAAGCACAAAAUCAUUCUUUGAAAGAACUUCCAUUUCUCAGUAUGUUUGGAAUUUAUGGAUCUAUAUAUGGAGUAGUCAUGACCUUUAUAGCACUUGCAGCCCAACUUUAUGUGGCUAUAUUUCCAAUUGAUAGGCCGCCAAAUCCAAUCAGUUUCUUCCAAGCGUAUUUAGCAGCUCCUUUGGUGGUAAUCAGUUAUACAUUUUGGAAACUCUGGAAGAAGACAAGCAUUGUCAACGUUAAAGAACUCGACCUUUUAGAAGGCAUGGAAACUGAACCAAAGGAUGAGCAGCAGGUAGGAGGAAAGACAUCAAUGGAAGAAAUUCUUCCCAUGGUACCAAGCAAAACCGGAAGUGAUAAGAGCAGUCAAGGUAGCAUUUGGAAAGAGAAAGACGAGACUAUUGUGACACCCGAGCCUAUAUGGCCCAACAAGCCUUAG
This is a messenger RNA of Schizosaccharomyces cryophilus OY26, 1731 nucleotides long. RefSeq lists its product as uncharacterized. Gene Ontology annotation, cellular component: membrane. Gene Ontology annotation, biological process: amino acid transmembrane transport. NCBI's taxonomy places the organism in Eukaryota, Fungi, Ascomycota, Schizosaccharomycetes, Schizosaccharomycetales, Schizosaccharomycetaceae. Bases 1 to 1731 code for a protein of 576 amino acids. The record is from RefSeq and is a predicted model, not a curated record. Gene Ontology annotation, molecular function: amino acid transmembrane transporter activity. The transcript has a single exon.